This is a messenger RNA of Gallus gallus (chicken), 2714 nucleotides long. RefSeq names its product claudin 22 (gene CLDN22). NCBI's taxonomy places the organism in Eukaryota, Metazoa, Chordata, Aves, Galliformes, Phasianidae. Gene Ontology annotation, biological process: bicellular tight junction assembly; cell adhesion. The record is from RefSeq and is a predicted model, not a curated record. The transcript has a single exon. Gene Ontology annotation, molecular function: structural molecule activity. Gene Ontology annotation, cellular component: bicellular tight junction; plasma membrane. The coding region runs from base 1 to 654 and encodes 217 amino acids.
AUGGCCUUGGUUUAUCGACCAGUGGCGCAAUUAAGUGGCAUGUUAUUAUCUCUGUUGGGAUGGGUCCUAUCCUGUCUCACUACCUAUUUACCUCAGUGGAAAAAUCUUAACUUGGAACUGAACGAACUGGAGAUCUGGACCAUGGGACUCUGGCAAGCUUGUGUUGUUCAGGAAGAAGGGGGAAUGCAAUGCAAGGACUUUGAUUCUUUCUUAGCUUUGCCUCCAGAACUCAGGAUUUCUAGGAUUUUGAUGUUUUUUUCCAAUGGACUGGGGCUUUUGGGCCUCCUGUUCUCAGGAUUUGGGUUGGACUGUUUGAAAAUUGGUGAAAGACAACAGGAUCACAAGAAACGGCUGUUGCUGUUUGGAGGAAUGCUCUUCUGGAUGUCGGGGAUUACAGCUAUUGUCCCGGUUUCUUGGGUUGCCCACUCCACAGUCCAGGAAUUUUGGGAUGAGAAUAUACCAGACAUUGUUCCCAGGUGGGAUUUGGGGGAAGCGUUAUUUGUUGGCUGGCUCGCUGGAUUUUGUCUUAUACUAGGAGGAUCCCUACUUAAUUGCACAACCUGCUCAACUGAACUCCAUCCAUCUUCGGUCCAUUACGCAGUAACAGAACAGCAAGAUCAGUGUCAACACUUGGAAACUGAAACUAGGCCUUAAAACCAAAGGUUUUAAGUAGGACAGAAAGACUGCCCUAUCUUUUCCAAACUCCAGUGCAAGCCAGCAGCUUGUUCCACUAGUAAUUCAAAGGAUUCUUUGUUACUUAGCUGAUUUCCUAAACUUAUGUUUUCUCCAUAACUGGUACCUGAAAAAUGGUGUAUUUUCUCACCUGCAGAACUAUUUAAAAUGUUUCACAGGAGAAUUUUAUUUUUCAUAGACUAUGUAGAAAAGGUGUUUUUGUUUUCUCAACUGCACAGUAAAAUUCUGAAAAUGAAUAUGCAUGUUCCAUGGCAUUUUGGCUUUUAACCAAAAUAAGCUUCCUUUUUGUAUGAAACCAAUUAACUGAGCCUCAAAGCUUGAUUCCCUGUUGCAAUUUUCCACUUUCCUAAUGCAGUGACAUAGGAACUUUUUUCCACGUCCUUAAUGCAUGCACUGCCUCAGAUUGUUUUUUGUGGACAAGCAAACUGUGCUAAGCACCCUGCAGAUUUCUGAAAUGCUACCAUGAUUUGCAGAUGUCUUUUUGUGCAUGGGAUAUUAUGAUGUGGUGCUUUGUACCCAAGAAGUUGUACUUUGCGAUCUCAACCUAGCACAUAAAACUGCUCAUGCAAGUUAUUCUGAGCAUUUUGGCAUCUGCAAACUUGCACCAAAAAUGGGCUGAGAGACAAAAAAUACUUAUUCUAUCUUGUUCUGAUGCAGGUACUGAGGUUUUAUGCAUCCUAUCAAAGGCUUCUUAGGCUCCAUUCACCUAUAGCAACACAUUCUCAACACAGAACCUUUUGGUAGAUAAUACUUAACUGGCCACAAUAAGGACAGUCUAUUUAAGUAGGAAUGCAUUGAUGUGAUAUUAAAGUACUCUGUAUUUGUGGUUCUUAUUCUAGUAGGAAACUAAGAGAUGCCAAAAUUCGCAGAAAUGUUUCAGUGCUCUAGCAGACAGAUGAAAAGCAAAGUAUAUAACUAAAAACCAAAUAUUAACCAACUCAACUAAUGAAAGGUGAGCCCAGCUGUGGUCACACCCUUCAAUUAGUGGUUUACCACGCUAUUUCCUUAUCCCCUAAAUGCUGCACAUGGAACCAGGUAACAUUAAGCUGGAGGGGGAGGAGUAUUUCAUGCUUUAUAAAGCUUUGUUUUAACAUCUGCCAGUGUUCAGUAUGUGCAGAGUAUUGUCUUCAAAAACAAUCAGUUCAGUGCUACUUUGACUGAUAAAAAUGGACUUGGUCCACAGACACAGGCUGCAGUUACUUGGAUUGCUGCUGUCUGUAAUAGGAUGGAUUUUAACUGGUACCUGUAACUAUUUACCAGACUGGAAAAACCUCGGCUUAGACUUAAAUGAACUGGAGCUUUGGACUAUGGGACUCUGGCAAACCUGUGUAGUCCAAGAUGUAGGAGGAACACAGUGUAAAGACUUUGAUUCUUUCCUAGCUUUGCCCAUAGAAUUCAGGAUUUCCAGGAUUUUAGUAUCUACGUCAAACGGACUAGGACUUCUGAGCCUCGUCAUCUCUAGCCUUGGUUUGGACUGCCUAAAGACAGAGAAUACAGAGCAGAAGCUAAAGAAACAGCUGUUACUACUUGGAGGAAUACUCAUGUGGAUAUCUGGAGUUCUGGUCUUAGUUCCUGUUUCCUGGGUUGCCUAUACGAUAAUCCAGGAAUUUUGGGAUGAAGUGAUCCCAGAGAUCGUGCCCAGAUGGGAAAUAGGGGAUGCACUGUUCAGUGGUUGGUUUGGUGGUUUUUUUAUAAUUCUAGGAGGCUCUCUACUCCUCUUGACAAUGUUCUUCUCAUCUGACCAUCAAUUACCAGAACAGUAUACAAUGGCAGAUAUGCAAGACAACCGUCAACAGGUGGAGGUUGGAAACAGAAGACUUUAAAAAGGGUACAUACUAGAUUUUUGGUUUUCUUACUCUUGCAUUACAGUAAGAAAAUGCUGAUGAACAGACUGGCUAUGUUUACAAGACUGGGGGAGGGAUUAUUACAGUAUGGUUCCUUUCAUUUCUACUUACUUUCAAUUUUAAUUAGAUUGUUAUAGCUCAUCAAUUAAUAUAAGUCACCAUUGUUUUUCUUCAAAA